AUGCCAAAGGGGGGCAGCAAAAUCGCAUUCUAUGCGGUUGCAAGGGGCCGCACGCCUGGUGUCUACUCUACUUGGGACGAUUGCGAACUUCAAGUGACCGGUUUUCCCGGUGCGCGAUACAAGAAAUUCAAUAACGCCGCAGAUGCAGAGGUCUGGGUAGCAUCCUACGGCUCGGCUUCUGAUCCGUCGGGUAUAUCCUCUGCCCCUGCGCCAUCCAAUGCGCCCCCACAGGCCGCAAAGUCGCACCCCCGCGCGUCAGAGGCAUCGCCCUCGAUGCGAACUACCAGUCGCAAGAAGAAUCCAGCAGAAGAGGUACUAGAAGAUGAGACAGGAUGGGCGAUCGUGUACUCGGACGGGGCGUGCAAGGGUAAUGGGAAGGCAGGCUCGAUCGCGGGGGUGGGCGUGUGGUGGGGCCGAGACGACCCGCGGAAUCUCGCGGAGCGGUGUCCUGGCAUGCAGACCAAUAAUCGUGCAGAGCUGAUUGCCAUCAUCCGCGUGCUCGAGACCGCCCCGCGUGAUAAGCAGCCGCUCCUGAUCAAGACCGACUCACAGUACUGCAUAAAUUGCAUCAGGUCGUGGUUGCCAAAAUGGCUCGCCACCGGCUUCAGAUCGUCGUCCGGAGGGGUUGUGAAAAACGAAUUGCUUAUCCGGUACCUCUCCACUCUUCUCGAUCAGCGAGGGCUGGCAGGGCAGAAAGUGUCCCUGCAGUACGUCCGCGGGCACUCGGGGGAGGAAGGAAAUGAGGGCGCGGAUUAUCUCGCGAAUGUGGGCGCAACGAAAUCUGAGGAGCCAGAGCGGGACUGGGAGCUACUCAGGCUAGGCUUGGGCGAUAUCCAGAUCGAGACGACUGGGUCGAAGGCCGCGAAGACUAGCGGGAAGGGAAAGGGGAAAGCGAGGGUGACGGCAGAGGAGGCAGUGUAUGCGGAUAAGGUUCCCCGCAGAACGGCAAAGGUGGCUAGGCGGCCGUCUGCAGACGCACAGACAAAGACGACUGCAAUCGUCGAAUAUCCUGCUAUUCCCGUCUCUCAGAACACGACGGCGAUUGUGAAGGCAGAGCAACGGCCCGCUCCUGUGUCGACCCGCGCGCACUCCAGGGCCGAUACAGACAUGUAUAAAGCAUCCUCUCAAUCGUGUUCUGUCACAGCGACAGCACGCCCAGCAGGCGAAGACAGGGCUGAGGCGGAUAGCCACACCGUAUACGGCGCGGAAGCAGACACCGUUAUGGAUGCUGCAGAACUCGAGGCAUAUGCUGCUGCGAUGUCAACCCCAGCCUCUCAAAAUAUCACGGUUCAUGCUGGGAAGACGUCCCAUCUGUGUGGAACGGAAAGAAUUGUACCUGUGGAAAGACAAGCUGCCGCCGCUCCCGCAGAAGCGAGGGAUGAUAUGGAGAUGGACCCUGCCGAGCUUGAUGCAUACGCUGCCGGGCUGGUGAGUCCAGAAGAGAUUGAGCUGGAAAUGUGGCUGGAGGACUAG
Molecule: messenger RNA, 1473 nt
Organism: Fibroporia radiculosa
Lineage: Eukaryota; Fungi; Basidiomycota; Agaricomycetes; Polyporales; Fibroporiaceae
Exons: 8
Coding region: 1-1473 (490 amino acids)
Biological process (GO): DNA replication, removal of RNA primer
Molecular function (GO): RNA-DNA hybrid ribonuclease activity; nucleic acid binding
Source: RefSeq, a predicted model, not a curated record